UAACCACACCAGGGCCAGACGGCUUUUUCUGUCUCUUGAAGGUGUGUUGAAUUGGUAAAACCAGGAGGCCAGAGUAGAGUGGAGAGGACGUCCCAGCUCCGCUAUAUUUAAGUGGAAGGGUGAAAUGGGUCCUCGACUGUGUGAAGUAUGCAAGGAAGCACAGUCCAAGUACAAGUGUCCCUCAUGUUUGACACCUUACUGUUCACUGGUCUGUUUCAAGAAGCAUAAAGAAAUUCCAUGUGCUAAGCCAGUAUCUUCUGAGGAAAAACCAAAUCUGGUUCCAGAGUCAAAUGUAGAGAGACCAUUAAACGUUGAAGAACCAGGCGAUGUGCUGCAAAAGUUGCAACUGGAGGCUAUAGCUUCUUCCAGCGAAAUUUGUGAUGCUUUGGAGGAUGAAAACCUGCAGAAAAUCAUCUGCAAUAUUAAUAGUUCCCCAGAUGCACAAAAUGAACUUGAAAAAGCUAUGGGAAUGGAGGUGUUUCGCAUAUUCACUGACAAGAUUCUAUCUAAUAUCAAGCCGUAACUGCAACCAGUGGUAGCUCGAGGAAGAAGACGACAUUUGGUUCAGGAACUUCAAGAUUCCCACAGAAGCAGCAGUUUUUAAAUCAACUUCGACUUCAAGAGAGCUCUUUCAAUCUGGCUGGCAGCUCUCAUCUUGCAUCUCCCACUUCGCACAAGUUUGUCGCCGGGAGUUCUUUUUGAUGUGAUACAUAUUUUGAUUGCCCUUCAAUUUUGAGCCUGUUUAAAUUGUUUGUGGGGUUAUCUGUAAUGGCUGCAGCCUGCAGCAUUGCUAAUCAUAGAAAUUUAGGUAGUCAAUUGAAAAACUGAGAUAUAAGAGUCGUGCUCAGGUCAUAUAAUACAUUUGGUUGAGAGAUA
Messenger RNA from Corylus avellana, 876 nucleotides. RefSeq names its product HIT-type Zinc finger family protein. NCBI's taxonomy places the organism in Eukaryota, Viridiplantae, Streptophyta, Magnoliopsida, Fagales, Betulaceae. The record is from RefSeq and is a predicted model, not a curated record. Gene Ontology annotation, cellular component: nucleus; pre-snoRNP complex. Gene Ontology annotation, biological process: maturation of LSU-rRNA from tricistronic rRNA transcript (SSU-rRNA, 5.8S rRNA, LSU-rRNA); snoRNA localization; box C/D snoRNP assembly.